AUGGCGAAAAUGAGUGAGUUGUCUGAUGACUUGCUGGUGAUGAUAUUGUCGUUUCUUCCAACAAAAGUUGCUGUAUCCACUAGCGUUUUGUCUAAACGAUGGGAGUUUCUUUGGAUGUGUUUGCCUAAACUUGAGUAUGAUGAUAUCAAUGACAUCAAUGUUUCUGAAUUGUCUUCAUGCCAGAGGUAUCGAAAUUUUAUUGACAAGAAUCUGGCAUUAUACAGAGCUCCGAUCAUUGAAAGCUUGCGGCUCAGAUUUCUUCAUGAUGUAAUUUGCCCUGAGGAUAUCAAACGUUGGGUUGGUAUUUCAGUUUCUCGCCGUGUUCAAGAGCUAAGUAUAAUCUAUAUUACUACCUGUAAUGAACCUGUGUUAUUGCCGAAUAGUUUGUAUACCUGCAGUUCGCUUGUGGCUUUAAAUCUUAGCAGUAGGGUGAUUCUUGUGGAAGUUCCUGGUAUGGCUUAUCUCCCGUCCUUGAAAACCUUGCAAAUCAGUGAGGUGACAUACUCAACCGAAGAAUCUCUUGAGCUGCUUCUGUCUUGUUGCCCUGUUCUGGAAGAUCUGAGUAUUGAACGAUAUAAGAAUGACAAUGUGAAAGAGUUGGUUAUUAUUGUCCCGUCCUUGCAGCGUUUAACCUUAGAGAUAAGCAGUGAAUGUUUUUCUGAUGAGGUUGUGAUAGUAACUCCUUCUUUAAAAUAUUUCAAAGUUACGGAUCAAAGAGACGCUUUCUCCUACUUGAUUAAAGGUAUGCGAAAACUUGAAGAGGCAGUUAUCGAUGUUGAGCAGAAUCCGGAGAAGCUUCUCAUAUCAGUCACAUCUGUCAAACGGCUUAUAUUACGCGUACAUACCAACCAUGGCGUAGAUCCUGUGUAUCAUGCUGGUAUUGUCUUCAAGCAGCUUGAAUAUCUGAGGCUACAUAUUUGUAAUGAUGAUUGGUCGAAGUUACUUGUCCAAUUGCUCCAAGAUUCUCCUAAACUUCUAAUCCUCAAUAUCUUCAGUGAGAGAUAUCCAUGGCUUCGGGAGUGGGAACCGUGUAGCUGGAACAUUGAACAGAGCUCUGUUCCUGAAUGUUUGUUGGAGAGUCUUGAAACUUUCGAGUUUUCAGGGUACACCGGAAGACCAGAAGAGUCAGAUUUCUUUAGUUUUAUCUUAAAAAAUGCUCGUUACUUGAACUCUUUCUUAGUCUUGCGUGAAAAGAAGAUUGUUUUUAUUGAUUUUUAG
Arabidopsis lyrata subsp. lyrata is the source of this 1218-nucleotide messenger RNA. RefSeq names its product putative FBD-associated F-box protein At5g56700. Lineage: Eukaryota; Viridiplantae; Streptophyta; Magnoliopsida; Brassicales; Brassicaceae. Gene Ontology annotation, molecular function: protein binding. The record is from RefSeq and is a predicted model, not a curated record. The transcript is spliced from 3 exons. The coding region runs from base 1 to 1218 and encodes 405 amino acids.